Molecule: messenger RNA, 1435 nt
Organism: Alosa alosa (allis shad)
Lineage: Eukaryota; Metazoa; Chordata; Actinopteri; Clupeiformes; Clupeidae
Gene: cln5
Product: CLN5 intracellular trafficking protein
Exons: 5
Coding region: 187-1182 (331 amino acids)
Biological process (GO): lysosome organization
Cellular component (GO): lysosomal membrane; lysosome
Molecular function (GO): hydrolase activity, acting on glycosyl bonds
Source: RefSeq, a predicted model, not a curated record
CGUUUCGUCUUUAACUCAACCAAGAAGACAUCGAGGAGAAAGGACUGAAGAGGCAAUUAACCAGAAUCUCGUGACCUGGACAACGUGACACGGAUGUUUAUUAAAUUAUACGGAAGUAAACGGAAAAGUCCGUAGCGAAAGCACCACUUGAUAACAGCAAAAUUCUCUGCCAAUUCAUCCCUUGAUAUGAAAUACGCGUUGUUUUGUGCCUAUUUACUUACUCACCUAACAUUGGAGCAAGUAACGGAGUCACAUCUUCGUAAUGGGGAGAGAAAAUGGCCAGUACCGUACAGGCGCUUUGAUCGACGUCCAGAAGUGGAUCCGUUCUGCCAGGCGUUAUAUCCCUUCUGUCCCACUGGUGACAGCGACAGUCGGAUACCUUACAUGCGAGAUUCUGAUAUUAUCUCAGUGUUUCGACUCCAAGCUCCUGUGUGGGAAUUUAAGUAUGGCAACCUAUUGGGGAAAUUUCACAUCAUGCAUGAUGCAAUCGGAUUCAGCAGCACAGAGACUGGGAAAAACUACACCAUGGAGUGGUAUGAAUUGUUCCAGCUGGGAAACUGCACCUUUCCUCACCUAAGGCCAGGUGUCAGUGCCCCCUUCUGGUGUAAUCAAGGUGCUGCAUGCUUCUUUGAGGGGAUAGAUGAUAUGCAUUGGAAACAGAAUGGAACUUUGGAGAAAGUGGGUGAAAUCACAGGUGACCAGUUCAAUGACAUGGCUCGUUGGGUCCAAGAGGACAAUGAGACUGGGAUUUACUAUGAAACCUGGACUGCACGUUCUGACCCAAGUGUGAAUGCAACUGUAUGGUUUGAAUCCUAUGACUGCUCCCAGUUUGUGCAUCGAAGUUAUCGAAAGCUAUCCGAGUUGGGUGCUAAGCUCACAAGCAAAACGCAAACAAACUAUACUAAGAUCUACUUGUACAGUGGAGAGCCCACCUACUUGGGAGAUGACGAUACCAUCUUUGGUCAAGCCUCCAUGAAAUCUCUGGCUUGGGACAUAAGGAACUUCUACCAUGCAUUUCAGCCCCAUCAGUCUAUUGUGGAUACCAUUAUUAGCAUCAUUGAUGUCUAUGAGAAGUUGAUCUUGGAGAAAAGCUUCUAUUUGUUCUAUAACUUCCAAUAUUGGCACCUGCCCAUGAAGCCACCAUAUGUUCAAAUCACGUAUGAGGAAAUUCCUUUGCCUUGACUGAGAAUCAAGUUAGAACCCCUGUAUCCACCCCCACCUCAAGCCUUGUCUUGGAGCCUUGGAUAUGUGCAUUGUCUAUGUCUAGUCAAAGAGUGUUGAAACCAGCAGAGAAGGCCUCACAAUUCAUAGCUAGUCUUAUCUUUGGUGUGCUGACAGAACAAUACCUAAGGUUAGCAAGCUAGUUCAUAUUAAUUGUUCAUCUUGGAAUGAUUUGGCAAUUGUUGCCAUGAAAAAAAUAAAUGCAUUAAAAUUU